UUGUGGAAGAAGUGGGCUGCGAUUGUGUUGUGGUUGACAAUUUUGCUGCGUGCAUUUUAACAGUUAUUGAAUUUAAGAAAACAUGGAUAUCGCGGAAUCAACCGUUGAUAAUCCCGGGCAAAUUAUUAAGGAUGAUCUGGCAGAAAAAUGCCAGAAGUUGUUCCAGGCUUUCUUAGAGGAGUUUCAGAACAGCGACGGAGAGGUGAAGUACCUGCGCGACGCGGAGGAGCUGAUCCGCCCGGAGAGGAACACGCUGCUCGUCAGUUUCGCGGACCUGGAGCAGUUCAACCAAGAGCUCGCCACCACCAUCCAGGAGGAGUUUUACAGGGUGUAUCCCUAUUUGUGUCGUGCUGUGCGGAAUUUUGCACGGGAUCAUGGGAAUGUUCCUGUGAGCAAGGAGUUCUACGUGGCGAUCCAGGAUGUGCCAACGAGACACAAGAUCCGGGAGCUGACGACGGCGCGGAUUGGCAGCCUGGUGCGGAUCAGCGGGCAGGUGGUGCGCACGCACCCGGUGCACCCCGAGCUGGUGAGCGGCUCGUUCCUGUGCCUGGACUGCCAGACGGUGCUGCACGACGUGGAGCAGCAGUUCAAGUACACGCAGCCCAGCAUCUGCAGGAACCCCGUCUGCAGCAACCGCCGCCGCUUCAUGCUCGACACCAACAGGUCCAAAUUCAUCGACUUCCAGAAGGUGCGUAUCCAGGAGACGCAGGCGGAGCUGCCGCGGGGCUCCAUCCCCCGCAGUUUGGAGAUCAUCCUGCGGGCUGAGGCCGUGGAGUCCGCCCAGGCCGGGGACAAGUGCGACUUUGUGGGCUCCCUGAUCGUCGUGCCGGACGUGGCCCAGCUCUCCACCCCAGGUGUUCGUGCUGAGACCAGCUCUCGCACGGGUGGCGCACAGGGCUACGAGAACGAGGGCGUUCGCGGGCUGAAGGCCCUGGGUGUGCGAGACCUCUCCUACAAGCUAGCCUUCCUGGCCUGCCACGUGGCACCCACCAACCCCAGGUUUGGGGGUAAAGAGAUCCGGGACGAGGAGCAGACAGCUGAGAGCAUCAAGAGCCAGAUGUCUGUGAAGGAGUGGGAGAAGGUGUUUGAGAUGAGUCAAGACAAGAACCUCUACCACAACCUGUGCACCAGCCUCUUCCCUACCAUCCACGGUAACGACGAGGUGAAGAGAGGAAUUCUCCUGAUGCUGUUUGGUGGGGUUCCUAAGACCACCAUGGAGGGGACGUCACUGCGAGGGGACAUCAACGUGUGCGUCGUGGGGGACCCCAGCACCGCCAAGAGCCAGUUCCUCAAGCAUGUGGAGGAGUUCAGCCCGCGGGCCGUCUACACCAGCGGAAAGGCGUCCAGCGCCGCGGGUCUGACCGCCGCCGUCGUGAGGGACGAGGAGUCACACGAGUUUGUCAUCGAGGCUGGAGCUCUGAUGCUGGCCGACAACGGCGUGUGCUGCAUCGACGAGUUCGAUAAGAUGGAGAUGAGGGACCAGGUGGCCAUCCAUGAGGCCAUGGAGCAGCAGACCAUCUCUAUCACCAAAGCGGGGGUCAAGGCCACUCUGAACGCUCGCACCUCCAUCCUGGCCGCUGCUAACCCCGUGGGGGGGCGCUACGACAGGUCCAAGUCCCUGAAGCAGAACGUCAACCUCACCGCCCCCAUCAUGUCCCGGUUCGACCUCUUCUUCAUCCUGGUGGACGACUGCAACGAGGUCACGGAUUACGCCAUUGCCAGACGUAUAGUAGACCUCCAUUCCAGAGUUCAGGACUCAAUCGACAGGCUCUACACUUUGGAUGAAAUUCGGAGAUACCUGCUGUUUGCCCGGCAGUUCAAGCCAAAGAUCUCCACGGAGUCGGAGGACUUCAUCGUGGAGCAGUACAAGCGUCUGCGUCAGAGGGACGGCUCCGGCGUCACCAAGUCGGCCUGGCGGAUCACGGUCCGGCAGCUGGAGAGCAUGAUCCGCCUGUCCGAGGCCAUGGCUCGCAUGCACUGCUGCGACGAGGUCCAGCCGAAGCACGUGAAGGAGGCCUUCAGGCUGCUCAACAAGUCCAUCAUCCGCGUGGAGACGCCGGACGUCAACCUGGAGCAGGAAGAUGAGCAGCAAGAGGAAGACGAAGAAGCCAAUGAAGUAAACGGGCACGAUGUACCCAACGGUCACCACGAGAACAUGAACGGGCACGUGAACGGGCACGCCGAGAACGGAGACGCCAACGGCACGGCCAAGCCCUCGCUGCGGCUGUCCUUCGCAGAGUACCGCCGAAUCUCCAACCUGAUCGUCCUACACCUGCGCCGGGCCGAGGAGGAUGACGAUGAGUCUGGCCUGAAGAAGAGCGCCGUGAUAAACUGGUACCUGAAGGAAAUCGAAUCUGAAAUUGACUCGGAGGAAGAACUCAUUAACAAGAAGACGAUAAUUGAAAAAGUUAUCCACAGACUGGUGCAUUAUGACCACAUUCUGAUUGAACUGACACAGACCGGACUGAAGGGCUCUUCAGAGGCCACCGAGCCGGAGUCCCAGGAAGAGGAGGUGGUUCUGGUUGUGAACCCCAACUAUGCACUGGAAGAUUAGACCAUUCCUCCCCCUCCCCCACA
Messenger RNA from Megalops cyprinoides (Indo-Pacific tarpon), 2577 nucleotides. It is a transcript of the gene mcm6, whose product is annotated as minichromosome maintenance complex component 6. Gene Ontology annotation, biological process: double-strand break repair via break-induced replication; mitotic DNA replication; DNA replication initiation. The coding region runs from base 83 to 2554 and encodes 823 amino acids. The transcript has 17 exons. Lineage: Eukaryota; Metazoa; Chordata; Actinopteri; Elopiformes; Megalopidae. Gene Ontology annotation, cellular component: MCM complex; nucleus. The record is from RefSeq and is a predicted model, not a curated record. Gene Ontology annotation, molecular function: single-stranded 3'-5' DNA helicase activity; single-stranded DNA binding; ATP binding.